Messenger RNA from Theobroma cacao (cacao), 883 nucleotides. RefSeq lists its product as uncharacterized. Gene Ontology annotation, biological process: RNA catabolic process. Lineage: Eukaryota; Viridiplantae; Streptophyta; Magnoliopsida; Malvales; Malvaceae. Gene Ontology annotation, molecular function: ribonuclease T2 activity; RNA binding. The record is from RefSeq and is a predicted model, not a curated record. Gene Ontology annotation, cellular component: extracellular region.
UCUUCACUGUGAAAAUGCAGAGGCACUUGCUUGUUGCUGCUGUAUUAGCCACAUUUAGCUUGCUAGUUUCAGGUCAGAAUAACUAUCCUGACUUCUUCUACAAACUCAGUCUACAAUGGCCACCUGCGGUUUGUGCCACUUCCCAGUACCGGACACCCAUCCCCGGAACUUUUACAAUCCAUGGUUUAUGGCCACAAUUUGUUAAAGAUGAUAGGCCGGUUCCUCCCUAUAAUCCAACAACUAAUAAAUGCACCGAUGUCAAACCUACGGCUCCAGAUCAAAUUUUGGUUUCAUUGCAACCCAUCCGAGACAAACUAAAUAAACUUUGGCCAAGCCUUCUGAUGAAGAAUACGAAUGAGGACUUUUGGCGACUUGAAUGGGAAAGACAUGGAAUGUGUUCUGAUUAUCUUGAUGACCCUAGCAGUUAUUUUACCUCAGCUUUAAAUCUUGCUACUACAAACAAUCCACUCAAAGGACUUGUGCCCCGACAAGAUCUUUAUAAAGCACGCGAGAUAAGCGAGGCUAUCAACACAAAACUGGGAAAAUAUCCUGAAAUCUCAUGUGGCAAAGUUAGUAACACACUACAAUUGAAUGAGAUCCGCUUAUGCUUUGAAAGGGCAAAGCCGCCUUCCGUCCUUCGAGACUGUCCCAAGAGAUAUUCGAAUGGUUGUUCGAAUGGCAAUGACCAAGUAAAAUUUCCUCCACUUACUAGUAGAGUGUGAGAAUUAUAAAAUAUGUAGCUUAUGGCAGGGUGGAAUUAGUGAAGAAUAAACGUGGCAAGCUAUAUAUGUACUUGCUUUAUUAAAUAAUAGUGUAAUGAAUAAAUGCUCUUCUUAUCUAGAAGAGAGUUACCUUUUCUUGUAUCAUUUGCUAAUAUCAGUUA